Dibothriocephalus latus is the source of this 732-nucleotide messenger RNA. Lineage: Eukaryota; Metazoa; Platyhelminthes; Cestoda; Diphyllobothriidea; Diphyllobothriidae. The record is from the annotation of a GenBank genome assembly.
AUGGAUUUUUUUGUGCUAGAAAAAUUCCUGCGGGAAGUGCGGGAAUCAAUCUUUCCACAGGCUGCUCACAGCACCAAGGAUUCUGUCAGGUUGCGUACGAAACAAGUCAUGAGCAAAGUGAAGAAAACCUACGCCUCUGCAUAUAUGUUAAGCCAUGCUACGCGGCUUCUAUACAUGGGCGAGGCGGAUGCUUUCUGUCCCCAAACUUUAGAUAAAAAGGGAUCUGGUUAUUGCCAGUUCGAUUCUGUUCAACGCUAUGGCGCCGAAUGUCUGAAGAAAGCAAUAGACGCAUCUGUCGAAUGGCUGGCAUCUGGCAAUCUCGAACACUUCCCUAAGCCCGGACUAACAGCUUCAUGUAUUAAAAAGAUUUCUAUUGCAUCUCUCCUGAAUCGGCGUCGGCGGCAAGAAGAUCGAUGGUUUCUUGUGGCUGAUUUACUCAAGUAUGCUCCAACACAAGAAAAACUCACAUACGGCGAAUAUCCGAUGAUCUUGGGUUGUGGAGUGUUUGAUGGACAUGGCGGACCGGAAGCCGCGGAACACUGCUCGAAUCUUGCACCUCUCCUUCUCAGCCGCCGGCUUCAACGUCGCUUUCUACCUUCCAACAAGGAUUGCAAAUCACAAGAGACCAUUCCCGAUAUCUUGGCCAGCGUAAUAGAUGAUCUGAAUUUUUCCGUGAGCGAGUGCCAUAGAGAGAAGGUGAGUCCCAGCUAUUCAUUGCGAUAUAAUUCCUGA